Molecule: messenger RNA, 1275 nt
Organism: Spodoptera litura
Lineage: Eukaryota; Metazoa; Arthropoda; Insecta; Lepidoptera; Noctuidae
Source: RefSeq, a predicted model, not a curated record
AAUAAAACCCGGGACCUUAAUCAGGAUUCCCCAUUUGAAAUUCCGAAUAACCUCGAUUAGAACAUAAAUAAUACAAUACCGAUCACGUCCGCCAGUAGUGAAUCUAUGUCAUUAGAAUAUUUACCUAUACCUGAAAUACCCAUGAAAACAAGGCGAUAGAACGAUUUGUAUGGAAUGGCUUUGAAAAGCACCUGUGUACAUGUUAAGUACAUUAGAAUAAAUAUUUUUGGCUUAGAAUCUCGUAAACAGAACCACGUUUUAGGAAAUGAAAAAUAAACUUUAGGGAUUAAGUAAUAGAGCUGUUAUUGGCAUUAAAAUACUUGUACUUGAAGCAUUAAAGCUAUUUACACUUAGAACAAUACCUACUUUAGCAUUAGAGGUUUUAGUUAUUAAAUACAUUACGAUCAAGUGAACAUUCUGUCUAGUACCUAGUACUCUUGAAAAGAGAAUACGGAUUUCUCAUAGAUUUACUUCACAGAUGUCGCAGUAGCUGCGCUGUAAAUCGAGUGAUUGAUUAAUUUCAACAAAGAACUACAAUUUCUGUAAACAGCAAAUUAUUGUUUCAGGUCUGGUCUGAAUGCGUUUUUAAAUAUUACCAUAAAGGAGAAGAGCUUAGUAAAAGAUAACCUAAAAUCUAAAGUUAAGUAAUGAUUCUAGAGACAGACAAAUACAACGAGGAAAACAAAAUAGAAGACAUCAUCAAAAAUAGAUUCCAUUUGAGUUUAAUAUACUUUGAAACUAAUUGAAAUUAUGCUAAUAUUUGGAUAAACAAUGUGUUUCAAAACUAUACACAGUUUGUAAGGAAAAUAUUACUCAUCGUUUAUUUACAAAGGCAUAAAUAAAGCCAGUUGCUGAUAUAAAUACAGAUGUUAGUCUGUCCAUUCACAGUUCCAAUUUUUGUACAGCGAAGAGAGACACCAGAACCAAAAUGUUCAGAAAACUAUUCCUACUGGCUCUCGUCGUCAUGAUGUUUGGAUACAGCAUGCAACAGGGGUAUGGUAAUGGUGGUGCUGGCGCCGGUGGUAAUGCAGGUUUCGGUUUCGGGUUAAGUGGAGGCGCUGGCGCAGGGGGUGGUGCUGAUGGCAGCGCCGGGGGUGGAGCUGGUGGUAACAGAGUGAAUGGAAGCAAUGCUGGAUUUGGUUUCGGUUUUGGAGGAGGUAGAGGCGCGGGAGGCGCAGGAGGCGGUUUCGGAAAAUGAAGAACUGAUAAAUUAUGAGACGAAAAUGAUAAUAAGCAUUCUUAAUAUAAUAUUUAUUAAUAAAUUGUAACUCUAAA